CGACCUCGCCUCGCCCGAGCCCAGCCUCGGGCAGGAACAGUAGACCCAGGUGGAUUCACGCCUCGCCCGAGGGCCUCCUCAAGCAGCGGGCGCACCCUCGACUCGCCCGAGGCCCAGUACGGGCAGGCUUCGCAGUGAAGCAACCUUGGCCAGAUCGCCUCGCCAACCGACCGUAUCGCAGGAGCAUUCAAUGCAAGGAUCGCCUGACACCUUAUCCUGACGCGCGUUCCUCAGUCGACAGGGCCGAAGUGACCACAGUCACUUCGCCCCUCCACUGACUGAUCUGACAGGAAAAUAGCGCUGCCUACCCUGCUCUGACUGUUGUGCCACCCGCCAGGGUGAGGCUGACAGCAGCCAAGUCCAGCCUCAGGCGCCAUAGGAAGCUCCGCCUUGCCCGACCCUAGGGCUCGGCCCCCGCCUCGACCUCAGAAGACGGACUCCGCCUCCCCCGACCCCAGGGCUCGGACUCAACCUCGACCUCGGAAGACGGUCUCCGCCUCGCCCGACCCCAGGGCUCGGACUCAACCUCGACCUCGGAAGGCGGUCUCCGCCUCGCCUGACCCCAGGGCGCGGACUUAGCCUCGACUUCGGAGGAGUCGCCGCCUCGCCCGACCUUGGGCUCGGAUCGACCACACUACAGGGGGGGUACAUCAUUACCCUACCCCUAGCUAGCUCAGGCUACGGGGAACAAGACCGGCGUCCCAUCUGGCUUGCCCCGGUAAACGGGUAAUGAUGGCACCCCGCGUGCUCCCAUGACGACGGCGGUUCUCAGCCCCCUACGGAAGCAAGGAGACAUCAGCAAGAUCCCGACAGCCCCCACAGUUGUGCUUCUACAGGGCUCAAGUGCUCCUCCGACGGCCACGACAUCACAUGCACAGGGCACAAACACCUCUCCGACAGCCACGUCGGCAUGUACAUAGGGCUCUGGCUCCUCUCUGCUAGACACGUUAGCAUAUUGCUACACCCCCAUUGUACACCUGGGCCCUCUCCUUACAUCUAUAAAAGGAAGGUCCAGGGCCCUCGUACGAAAAGGUGGCCGCGCGGGAGGACGAGCUGACGAGCAGGCUCUCCCCCUCUCUCGCGAACGCUUGUAACCCCCUACUGCAAGCACAUCCGCCCUGGGCGUAGGAUAACACGAGCCGCGGUUCCCCUUUUUCCCCCUUGUGUUCCAUCUCGCGCCGACCCAUCUGGGCUGGGACACGCAGCAACAAUUUGCUCGUCGGUCCAGGGAACCCCGGGGUCGAAACGCCGACAGUUAGCGCGACGGGCUGACGAGCAGGCUCUCCCCCUCUCUCGCGAACGCUUGUAACCCCCUACUGCAAGUGCAUCCGCCCUGGGUGCAGGAUAACACGAGCCGCGGUUCCCCUUUUCCCCUUGUGUUCCAUCUCGCGCUGACCCAUCUGGGCUGGGACACGCAGCGACAAUUUACUCGUCGGUCCAGGGACCCCCCGGGGUCGAAACGCCGACAGUUGGCGCACCAGGUAGGGGCCUGCUGCGUGUUGACGAACAGCUUCCUGUCAAGCUCCAGAUGGGUAGUCUCCAGCAACCUCUCCAGCUCGGGAUGCUGCUCCGUUUUGGGAGUCUCGAGUUCAUGUCCCUCGACGGCAGCUACGACAUGGUACUCCUUCCUCCGCCGCGCGACAACGACAAUGGCGGCCGUCAGCCCGCCCGACGGCGGCGGAAUCGACGACGUCUUCCCUCCAUGGCGGAAGGGCAGCAUCUGGGCCUGUCCCAUCACCUUCCCCGCCGCAGGAGGAGGAGGCGGGGCAACCAUGGCCAAGCAGGAGGCGGCACCUCGUGGGCUGUCAAGCGAGUCGGCGACGCCGACGCCCCAGCGGGGGCCACGUCGGGCGUUGACCUCGCGUCUGAGACGAAGACGACCGUCGUUUCCCCGCAACACGCCAACCCCAAGCCGACGGAUGACGCCAGCAUGCUCGCGAAGGACUUGCUAGGCGUUAGCCUCGUGCCUAAGAUAACGGUGCAGUCCGUCCCCGACGCGACUCCGUCACCAUCCGUCGAUCAAGAGGUAUCGUCCGUUUUCACCCUGUGCCUUUUAGAUUCAGCUUCGACCCACCAAGCAACCCCGCUUCGGUGGACGCUUUCAUAAAGGCAUAUCCUCACUUUCCGGGGUACCAUAUGUGGUCAACCUGGGACCGACUAACGGCCGCCUCGACCUACGGGCCCCCGGGUUCCAUGGAAGAUGACGACCCCGACUCUGGUUGGGAUUUCUCUGGGCUCCAUGCUCCUAGUGCCAUGCGGGACUUCAUGACCGCAUGUGAUGGUGGCCACAGCCUCGACGACGAGGACUGUGGCCCAGGUCGCGAAUGUUUCCACGUCAAUCUAGGGGGUCUCGACGAAGGCAACCACCUUGGUAUGCCGGAGGACGACGAUCCCCCUAGGCCUGCGCCUCGCGUUGACAUCCUUCGGGAGCUAGCUGUGGUCCCAGUCCCUGUGGGGGGUCAGGAC
Zea mays is the source of this 2466-nucleotide messenger RNA. RefSeq lists its product as uncharacterized. The record is from RefSeq and is a predicted model, not a curated record. NCBI's taxonomy places the organism in Eukaryota, Viridiplantae, Streptophyta, Magnoliopsida, Poales, Poaceae. The coding region runs from base 1529 to 2107 and encodes 192 amino acids. The transcript has a single exon.